Molecule: messenger RNA, 1231 nt
Organism: Asterias rubens (European starfish)
Lineage: Eukaryota; Metazoa; Echinodermata; Asteroidea; Forcipulatida; Asteriidae
Exons: 5
Coding region: 147-683 (178 amino acids)
Source: RefSeq, a predicted model, not a curated record
GCGGCCUCCAUGGGUGCACGGUGAGCUUAUUCAAUGCUGCGGUUCGUGAAUUGGUGCGAUACGAUCGGAACGUUACCCCCUAUAUUGAAUGAGUUGAAAUCACUGCAUACACAUCGUGAUCAGAUUCAGAUUAAAGAAACUGAAAGAUGUCCAAAGCUCAGAAGAAGAACCAAAAACGCUCCGGCAAGAAACCACAUGAUGGCGGUGGUUUUGAAAUUGAGGAAAACAUCACUGGAGGACCAACAGGGGCGAAGAAAACUGACCCUGUACUGGAACUAAGGGAACAACUUGCCCAGGCUAAGACUGAUAAGAAUCAUGACUUGGCAAACAAGUUGAGACAACAGCUUUGGAUAGCACAAGAUCUUGCUGCUGGAUACAAACCCAAGAUAGAUUCUGAAGACAAAGAUAGUCAAGAAGCCCUCGCUAAGGCAGUUGAAACUAUCACCGUAUCAGCAACAAAAGGGGCCACAGCCUCGGCAAUGUCGACAUCGAGUCUUGGAGAAGAGGAGAGAAAACUGAAGACUCUUCACAAGAAACUUGAUCAGAUACAGAAACUGAAGAAGAAACAAGAACAGGGCGUCAAACUGGAGGCUAACCAGAUAGAAAAGAUGAAAACCGAAGACUCCAUUUUGGAGGAAAUACAACACCUGGAGAAGUUACUAAGCAUUCCGAUGAAGAGGUAACGGCAGAGGUCAUAGCCGCGUGAUGACUGACAAUCCAUUUUAGAACUAAUUUAUAGACAACUCCACACAGUACAUGGGUAGAGAAUUUGUGUUGGUUCUCUUCUAUGCCACGACAGCUUUUUCUCCAGGCCUUUCCUGUCUUCCUCCCUCCGGACAUUUUCGCUCUGUGGAUGUGCUGGGUGGUUGUAUGGACAAUGUGGCUGGCUGCCAAAGGUGCCCUUGCAUGCCUGCUGCUCCAACAUUAGUCCUGUCCUUCGCAAUUCAGCUGCCAGUAAGGAUGAACAGCCUCCUAAAUUAGUAUUAUUUAGCUCAGUAACUAGGGCAAAUAAUGUUGAAAGCACUUUGUGAAAACUGUUAUUAAAACUGAUUAUUAUUAUUACUUGGCAAUCAUCAGAGAACUAAUUGGUAAAAUGUAUUGAAUUGAAUCUGUACAAGUUACUUUAGUUACUAAGUACAGCAAGCCUGGACUUACAUGGAGACCAUGGCCUCCAUUGUUUUGGGACCAAUUUCAUAGAGCUGCUUAGCACAAAAAUUUGCUUAGCAUGAAA